Penicillium verhagenii is the source of this 855-nucleotide messenger RNA. Its product is annotated as fungal specific transcription factor domain-containing protein. Gene Ontology annotation, biological process: DNA-templated transcription. Gene Ontology annotation, molecular function: DNA binding; zinc ion binding. The record is from RefSeq and is a predicted model, not a curated record. Lineage: Eukaryota; Fungi; Ascomycota; Eurotiomycetes; Eurotiales; Aspergillaceae. Gene Ontology annotation, cellular component: nucleus. The coding region runs from base 1 to 855 and encodes 284 amino acids. The transcript has a single exon.
AUGAUCCAAUUUAUGAACAUCGCUGCGGAAGAUCGUGAAGACAGCGCUAUCACCCAGGAGAUCAAGAUUCGCGUCUGGUGGACUCUAUUCAUGGCAGAUAACUGGUGUUGCUCGAGUCUCGGCCUUCCCCGUCAAAUGAAAGACUUCCCCAGACCAGCCCGCUUACCCCUGGAUGAAAGAGCUUUCUGCGCGCUAACCCCUCAUCAGCCGCCUUCUGUCCUGGAAUCAUGCGGCAAUCCGGGCUUAUGGGCGCACAUGCUAACGCUUGUGGAGUUUUUCGCCCCGAUUCAGGAACUCAAUCGCCGGAUAGUUCAGGAUAAGGACCUGCAGCAGUCCCAAAUUGAGCAGGAUACGAGCCGGUUAGCUCAACAGCUGGAGGAGUGGCAAGAGAGACUUCCGGCUCAUGCUUGUAUGAGUGAAAUCAAUUUACUUAGCCACGCGGGCUGGGGCACGGGUGGGCCUUUUCUCGCGCUCCAUCUGGGCUUCCAUCACUAUGCAACGUUGCUAUAUUAUCAAUAUCUAGACACUCAGUUUGUUCCAACAGCUCAAAGUCUUUUAUUUGCAGCUCGUUGCAAAUACCAUGCGCGAAGUUACAGCUCGUUGCUCGCCCGCGGGCGACAACAAGCCAGAUGCGAAGCGGUAUAUCCUACUGUCGGCCAGAUGACAAUCGUAUCAUCAUCUGUCCUCCUACAUACUCUCCUUUUUGGGGCCGAAGAUGAAUUGGUGCAGUCUCGUCACUGCCUACAAACCAACUUCGAGGCGCUACUAGAUCUUGCGCAAUAUUGGCCUUGCGUAGAGAUAAUGGUAUUACCACUCCUUUUCCCAAGUAUUAAUUUAGGUGAAUAUUUUCACUAA